Molecule: messenger RNA, 1532 nt
Organism: Diversispora eburnea
Lineage: Eukaryota; Fungi; Glomeromycota; Glomeromycetes; Diversisporales; Diversisporaceae
Source: the annotation of a GenBank genome assembly
GCAAGACGUCGUCCCCAAAGUAUAAAAGACGUAAGAUUGAAAGAAUGUCGGAAUCUGAGGAGGAUAUGUAUGAUUAUGAUUCCUAUAAAAGUACAGAAGACGACACUGAACUCAAUUUUACUGAUGUAGUUGCAGAAAGAAAUCGAAAAAAGAGUUAUGAAGUGGAAUUUAAUGUUCAUUCAGUUGAAGGUAUUGUCAAAAGUCAAGAUGAUGAGAUUACUCAUGUAUCCAACAUUCUUGGAAUUCAAAAACAACAUGCCGCGACUUUACUUCGACAUUUUCGUUGGAAUAAGGAAAGACUCAUUGAACGUUACAUGGAUGAUUCAGGAAGUGUCUUGAGAACAGCAGGUGUAAUAACUGAUGAUUCUAGAGUACCUAAAUUUAUGAAAGUUCGUGGUUUCGUGUGUGAAAUUUGUUGUGACGAUGACUGUGAUUUGGAUACUUUAGCACUAUCAUGUGAUCACAGGUUUUGUAGAAAUUGUUACGAACAUUACUUGACACAAAAAAUUAAAGAAGAAGGCGAAAGUCGGAGAAUAAUGUGUAUGGCUAGUAAUUGUAAUGUUAUCGCUGAUGAAAAAACAGUAGAAUUGGCGGUUAGUCCAGAAAUACAUAGCAGAUAUCGUACACUACUAAACCGAACUUACGUGGAUGAUAAUGAAUAUUUACGAUGGUGUCCAGCUCCUAGUUGUGAAUAUGCAGUUGAGUGUCAUGUUCCAAAUACUUCCCUUACGCGUAUCGUACCAACAGUUGAAUGCUUUUGUUGUCAUCGCUUUUGUUUUGGUUGUGGUUUACCAGAUCAUCAACCAUCCGUUUGUAUGUUGGUAAAAAAAUGGGUUAAAAAAUGUGAAGAUGAUUCUGAGACAGCUAAUUGGAUCUCUGCACAUACCAAAGAAUGCGGGAAAUGUCAUUCCACUAUCGAAAAAAAUGGUGGUUGUAACCAUAUGACUUGCCGUAAAUGCAAAUAUGAAUUUUGCUGGGUUUGCAUGGGUCCUUGGUCAGAGCAUGGAACUAGUUGGUAUAAUUGUAAUCGAUAUGAUGAAAAAAGUAGUCAAGAUGCAAGAGAUCAACAAGCUAAAUCCCGGGCAUCUUUGGAACGAUAUCUUCAUUAUUAUAAUCGAUUUGCUAAUCAUGAACAAUCCGCUAAGCUUGAUCGUGAACUUUAUAACAAGACUGAAAAAAAAAUGGAAGAAAUGCAACAAACUUCAGAUUUAUCUUGGAUCGAAGUUCAAUUUCUUAAGAAAGCUGUUGAUAUCCUUGUCCAAUGUCGUAUGACUCUUAAAUGGACAUACGCGUUCGCUUUCUAUCUCGUUCGAAAUAAUCAAACUGAAAUAUUUGAAGACAACCAACGAGAUCUUGAAAUGGCUGUCGAACAACUUUCUGAAUUAUUAGAAAAACCCAUUGAAGCCGAAAAAAUUACUGAAUUGAAACAAGAAGUCUUAAAUAAAACUGUUUAUGUUGGUAGUCGAAGAGAAGUAUUGUUAGAAGACACUGCCAAGGGAUUGUCUGAAGGACGUUGGGAAUUUCAGAAAUGA